This is a messenger RNA of Trifolium pratense (red clover), 2166 nucleotides long. RefSeq lists its product as uncharacterized. The transcript has 3 exons. Gene Ontology annotation, cellular component: VCP-NPL4-UFD1 AAA ATPase complex. Gene Ontology annotation, molecular function: polyubiquitin modification-dependent protein binding. The record is from RefSeq and is a predicted model, not a curated record. Lineage: Eukaryota; Viridiplantae; Streptophyta; Magnoliopsida; Fabales; Fabaceae. The coding region runs from base 131 to 1846 and encodes 571 amino acids.
AACUCAAACUCAAACUUGAUUCAUCAAUUAAUUACAAAUUAAUUAAUUAUUCACAAAUCACAAUUUCACAAAGCUCCUUUUAUAUUUUCGUAACCAACACGAACUCAACACAAAGAAGAAAGAAACAACAAUGGAUUUUGAACUAAGAAGAGCGAGAGAGAAGAUAGAGAAAGAACAGAAAGAACGAAAAGAGAAAGCGAGAUUGAAACUUCAAAAAGAAAAGAAAGCGAAAGAAGAAGCUCGUAUUCAAAGAGAAGCCAUUGAAGCUGCUCAAAGAUCUCGUCGUAUUGAUGCCGCUGAAGCUCAACUUAAGGCUGAUCAAGAGAUGCAAGAAAACCUAAUUGCUGGGAGGGGAAUUGUUUUUUAUCGUUUACUAGAAGCUGUACCUUAUCAAGGUAGUGGGGAUAAGAUCAAAUUGCCUCCUUCUUGUUUUACAGACUUGUCUGAUCAUGGUGCUCUUGAUAAGGGACCAAUGUACUUUCAGUUAUCGUUAAUUCAGAAGAAAGACUCUUCAAGCAUUCAAGGUACUGAUGGAGAGAAAACAGGAACCACCCAUUCAGGAGUUUUAGAGUUCACUGCUGAUGAAGGGUCAGUUGGUCUUCCUCCUCAUGUAUGGAAUAAUUUAUUUUCUGAAACUUCUAUUAUAGAAUCUCCAAUGGUUGAAGUCCGCUAUGUCUGGCUUCCAAAAGGGACUUAUGCGAAAAUUCAACCUGAAAGAGCAGGAUUUUCUGAUUUGCCAAAUCAUAAGGCUAUCCUCGAAACAAGUCUUCGGCAGCAUGCUACUCUUUCUCAAGGUGACAUUUUCACUGUAAACUAUGGAGAACUUGAAUAUAAAUUAAGGGUGCUUGAGUUAAAACCUUCUUCAAGUGUAUCUGUGUUAGAAACAGAUAUUGAAGUUGACAUAGUUGAUCCAAUUGAAACCUCAGAACAGACUGAUCAACAUGUUUUAAUUCCAGUUGUAUUUGGGACAUCACAGACCGGAACAGUUGAUGAAGGAAAGUUUGUGUACUACAAAUUUUCAAUUGGCAAUGGCACCUGGGACAAAAUUUUGAGUGGGAGUUCUAUUAUUGAGGUAAAAUUAGAAUCAGAGACAAAUGAGGGAGACACUGAUCUUUUCAUUUCUAGACAUCCUCUUAUAUUUCCUACAAGACACCAACAUGAGUGGUCUUCCCAUGAUAUUGGAUCAAAGACUUUGAUUCUCAGCUCUAAGGAUAAAAACUUAGCUGCAGCGACUUACAGCAUUGGUGUAUACGGCUUUAAAGGAAUGACUAAGUACAAACUAUCGGUCAUGAUCCAGGAUAACUUCAACCAAAAAUUUGGUCAACAAGCAUCAUCUUCCAUGUCAUCAAUGGAAUUGGAUACUGAACAAUGUAGGAAUUGCAAGCAUUACAUACCUACUAGGACUAUUGCACUACACGAAGCUUACUGUAGCAGGCAUAACGUCACCUGCCAGCAUGUAGGUUGUGGAGUUGUUCUUAGAAUUGAGGAGUCCAAAAAUCACAUUCAUUGUGAUAGGUGUGGUCAAGCUUUCCAACAGGCAGAAUUGGAAAAGCACAUGAAAGUUUUUCACGAGCCAUUUCACUGCCCUUGUGGAAUAGUACUUGAGAAAGAGCAAAUGGUGGAACAUCAAGCAUCAGUUUGCCCCUUGCGGCUAAUUUCAUGUCGGUUUUGUGGUGAUAUGGUUCCAGCUGGAAGUUCUGCGAUGGACGUCCGUGACAGAUUAAGAGGAUUGUCAGAGCAUGAGAGUGUUUGUGGGUCAAGGACUGCACCCUGUGAUUCUUGUGGACGUUCAGUGAUGUUGAAGGAGAUGGACAUCCACCAGAUUGCUGUUCAUCAAAAAGGCUAAUUCUUAUGUGCUCACAGCUUUAGCUUAUCUUAAAAAUAACUUGCGUUGUUUAGGAAUGCAUCUGGGGUAAUCAUAUAGAACUUAAAAGAAAGAUUGGUAAGUCGAAAUGCUUGUUUGUAUGCAUGUUGAGCUUGCUGUGGAUGUAUGACAUUGUUGAUUGUCAUUCAAUGUGCACCAAAUUAUGAUUCUUUGUAGAAAAUGUUUCUUUGAUAUCUUAAAGGAACCACAUGCAAGUGAGUUUGUUGUCCAAAUUAUAACAUUUAUUUUAUUAGAUAAAUCCAAUGUAUUUUAUCAGAAGUUGUGAAAUUGUUAAUGGUCAA